Molecule: messenger RNA, 1801 nt
Organism: Mesocricetus auratus (golden hamster)
Lineage: Eukaryota; Metazoa; Chordata; Mammalia; Rodentia; Cricetidae
Gene: Hoga1
Product: 4-hydroxy-2-oxoglutarate aldolase 1
Exons: 7
Coding region: 294-1259 (321 amino acids)
Biological process (GO): N-acetylneuraminate catabolic process
Molecular function (GO): N-acetylneuraminate lyase activity; 4-hydroxy-tetrahydrodipicolinate synthase activity
Source: RefSeq, a predicted model, not a curated record
CGCACGCUCGCGUGCGCGUGUUGGGGUGGGGGUAGCUCCGGGCUUUGGGCCUGUGAGAAGAGGGCCCAAGGAGCCAGCUCUCUUUCUGGCCUGGGUUGUGGCAAUUCUCCUGCUGCUUCCCAGCAGCCAAGAAGGCCCGCGUGGAGCUACUAGGCCCGCCCUUAGGCUGCACUCCCCACAAGUCCACAAGUUGUGGCUUGAGGAAACAAAUUUUUAACAGGGUCUGUUGAUUAUUAACAGUGAGAAAAGGAGUCCAAACUCAGCUCCCCUGUGGCUUCAACUCUCCUGCAGAAAUGCUAAACCCCAAGAUGUGGGCCUCCAUGAGGCAGGGGUUGAGCAGGGGCUUGUCUAGGAAUAUGAAGGGGAAGAAGAUAGACAUUGCCGGCAUCUACCCACCCAUUACCACCCCGUUCACCGCCACCGCAGAGGUAGACUAUGGGAAACUGGAAGAGAACCUGAAUAAACUCAGCACCUUCCCCUUCCGAGGCUUCGUGGUCCAGGGCUCUACUGGAGAGUUUCCAUUCCUGACCAGCAUCGAGCGCCUGGAGGUGGUGAGCCGCGCGCGACAGGCCAUACCCAAGGACAAGCUCCUGAUAGCCGGCUCUGGCUGCGAGUCCACUCAAGCCACAGUAGAGAUGACCGUCAGCAUGGCUCAGGUUGGUGCUGAUGCCGCCAUGGUGGUGACUCCUUGUUAUUAUCGUGGCCGCAUGAGCAGCGCGGCCCUCAUUCACCACUACACCAAGGUGGCCGAUCUUUCUCCAAUCCCUGUGGUGUUGUACAGUGUCCCAGCCAACACCGGGCUAGACCUGCCCAUGGACGCAGUGGUUACAUUGUCUCAGCACCCGAAUAUCAUUGGCAUAAAGGACAGCGGUGGUGAUGUGACAAAGAUCGGGCUAAUGGUUCACAAGACUAGCAGGCAGGAUUUCCAGGUGUUGGCUGGGUCAGUUGGCUUCCUUCUGGCCAGCUAUGCUGUGGGAGCUGUUGGGGGUAUAUGCGGUCUAGCCAAUGUCUUAGGGGCUCAAGUGUGCCAGCUGGAGAGACUCUGCCUCACAGGGCAGUGGGAGGCUGCCAGGACACUGCAGCACCGCCUCAUCGAGCCCAACACCGCGGUGACCCGGCGCUUUGGAAUCCCGGGGAUGAAGAAAACCAUGGACUGGUUUGGCUACUAUGGAGGCCCCUGUCGUGCCCCCUUACAGGAGCUGAGCCCCACCGAGGAGGAGGCCCUGCGCUUGGAUUUCAGCAACAAUGGCUGGCUCUGACAAGGAGGAAACACCUCGCCCGAGCCUUUUGGUACUUCCUGUUCCCACAGCCCGAUGAGGAGCAGGGCAUUAGGAAUUGGAGCUUGUCUUAAUCACUGUUCUAUUGCUGUGAAGAGAUACCAUGACCCUAGUGACUCUUGUAAAGGAAAGCACUUAAUUGGGCCUGGCUUACAGCUUCAGAGAUUUAGUCCAUUAUCCUCAAUGUGGGAAGCACGGUGGCGUGCGGCAGACAUGGUGCUGGAGAAGGAACUGAGAGUUCUAUAUCUGGAUCACACGCAGGAGGAAGAGAAAGCCAUUGGGCCUGGCUUGAGUUUUUGAAAACCCCAAAGAGCCCACCUCCAGUGGCACACUUCCUCCAAUAAGGCCACACCUCCUAAUUCUUUCAAACAGUGCCAUUCCCUAAGCAUUUAAUUGUAUGAACCUAUGGGGACCAUUUUUAUUGAAAGCACUUUCUGUUUUUGAUGGUUUUCUUCACUGUGUAAGCUUUUCCUUAGCCGGGUGUUGGUGGCGCACGACUUUAAUCCCAGCACUCGGGAGGCAGA